CCUAACUCACCAUAAUAUCUGUGUAGAUCUUGUAAAACGUCGCCAUCUUUUUUGGAAAAGGAAAAAAAGCGUGCUUGUCCACAAAAGCUAAAAAUCAAGUUAACGCAAAACUAUAGAAUUAAUGAAAACAGAAAAUUUUCAGUAAUUAAUGUCAUAAACCUGAACAAACGACUAGAAAUAUGUCUAUCAGAGGUGGUAGUGGUCGAGGUGCAUUUUUGCGAUCGUUGCAAGGCAGCACAGAUGAAAGCAGCAAAGAUACUGAUUCUCAUACAAAACCAAGCGUUCUGGAUAGUGGCCUGGGGCUGAGCAAAGGUGCUGGACGGGGACGUUUUUUACUCGAAAAAACAGAUGAUAGUGACAAUACUCCAGCUUCUGUAACAAACACCCCAAGCCAUGAUGGAUCUUCUUCGUUAAGUCAUGCAACAUCUGGCAUUGAAGCUUCUUUUCUACCGAAGCCUACGUCGGGACGUGGCAAAAUUUUACAUCUGUUACUGGAGGAGAAGCAGAAAACUCUCUCCAGUAACGUUUGUUUUGAGGAAGCCGUUGAGUCGGCUACGGAAGAACUUGAAGAAAUAAAUAUCGGAGCGGUUGAGACUGAGCAGGAUCCAGUUAUUCGCCGUGGAACAAAAGGACGCCCAGUGAACAUUGCGGCCAAUUACAUUCGUCUAAAUACCGACCCGGACAAGGGCGUCUUCGAAUAUGAAGUAAGAUUCGCCCCAGCUAUUCACUCGUUACAAUUGAGAUACAAGCUGUUGAAUCAACAUCGCGAUACCAUUGGUAACACGAGAACUUUCGAUGGAUCCGUAUUGUACUUACCGUUCCUGUUACCGGACAGUCGAACUAUGCUGAUUUCAAACAAUGAUAACGACAACAGUAAGGUCACCGUAACCAUCAUCUUCAAAAAGAAGAAAUUGCUGAAGGAUUGCAUUCACUUGUACAACGUACUGUUCGAACGGAUUAUGAAAAUUCUUAAAUUGGUUCGAUUCGGCCGGAAGAAUUUUGAUCCUACUGCACCGAAACCCAUUCCUCAGCAUAAACUGGAGAUAUGGCCUGGCUACGUGACUGCUGUUGACGAAUAUGAAGAUGGUGUCAUGCUUUGUUUGGAUGUUUCACAUCGUCUCCUAUGCACAGAAACUGUGCUCGACAUUUUGACGCACGCCUAUGUAUCGGACAAAAAUAACUUUCAGCAAAAGGCGAUGGAGGCAUUGCUUGGGCAAGUCGUCCUAACACGGUACAAUAAUAAGACCUACAGAAUCGAUGACAUACUCUUCAACGAAUCACCACAAUCCACUUUCACAAUGAGUGGUAAAGACGUAAGCUACAUGGAGUACUACAAAAACCAUUACAACAUUGAUCUUGCUGAUACGAAACAACCUCUUCUGUUAAGUCGCGAAGAACGACGCGUUUCGGGCAAACCGGACAAAGAGACGAUAACUUUUUGCCUGAUACCGGAAAUAUGUUACUUGACUGGCAUCACCGAUGCCCUACGCAGCGAUCUGAAAGUAAUGAGAGACAUUGCAACAAUCACUCGAGUGACGCCUAACCAACGUGUGGAUGCGAUGAAUACUUUCUGUAAGAACUUGAACGCCAGCAAAGAAGCAACAGAUGUACUUAAGAACUGGGGCCUGACAUUGGAAACGAAUCCAUUAAAAUUGAGUGGCAGACAACUGGAAGACGAAGAAAUACUAUUCGGGCGUGGAAAGACAAUCAUCGCCGAGAGGGGCGACUUCAAUAAAUAUUGUUGUAAUAAUCAACUGUUCAAAGUGAUCAAUCUGACCAACUGGAUGGUGAUACAUACGAAACGAGACAUGAAAUGCGCCCAAAAUUUUAUUGAAACGAUUAUGACGAAUUCGGCUCCGAUGGGCCUGAAAGUCAAUACACCGAAAGUUGAAGUUCUGAAUGAUGACAAGAACGAGCAAUAUGUUCAGCUACUUCGCAGAGUCGUCAAUCCUUCUCUGCAAAUUAUUGUGAUAAUUUGUCCAUCGUCACGCGAUGAUCGCUACGCUGCCAUUAAGAAGGUGUGCUGUGGCGAAUUACCCAUACCUACUCAGGUCAUCAAUAGCCGAACACUGGCUAAUGAAGCUAAAAGCCGUUCAAUCAUAGCCAAAAUUGCACUUCAAAUGAAUUGCAAAAUCGGAGGUUCUUUGUGGAGCAUCAAAAUUCCGCUGAAAAAUGUCAUGAUCUGUGGCAUCGACACUUACCAUGACACGAAGAAAAAGGAUAAUUCUGUGGGAGCAUUUAUUGCAUCGUUAAAUGGUACAUACACCGAAUGGUACAGCCGGGCCGUCAUUCAAUCGCAAAAAGAAGAGCUGAUCAAUGGUUUAGCUCAAGCGUUGAUUAGCGCUCUACAUGCAUACAAGCAACGAAACGAAGCGCUUCCGGACAAAAUCAUUAUAUAUCGCGACGGUGUUGGUGAUGGACAACUGAAAAUGGUCAGCGAAUACGAACUACCACAGCUCGUUAAAGCUUGUACGUUACAGAAUCCGGAUUACAAACCGCAAUUCACUUUCAUAGUCGUCCAGAAACGUAUCAACACACGACUUUUCCUUGCUAAAGGCAACGGAUACGACAAUCCUGCUCCUGGUUGUAUCAUUGACCACUCGAUUACUCGGCGGUUUUUGUACGACUUUUUCUUGGUUCCACAAAAUGUAAGACAAGGAACCGUGACGCCUACACAUUUCAUUGUGCUGCACGACGACAACAAUUAUUCACCGGACGUUUUGCAGCGUCUGACCUACAAAAUGUGUUUCCUGUAUUACAAUUGGCCGGGAACUGUUCGCGUUCCAGCCUGUUGUCAGUACGCUCAUAAAUUGGCUUUCUUGGUUGGCCAAUCCGUUAAGAAACCACCCGCUGAAAUGCUGGCCGACAAACUGUACUAUUUGUAGUAUAAUCGUUUUGUAAAAUAAUAUUGAACACAAAUAUUCUUAAGUUCUACCGAUAAUAUUGAAUUGUUGAUUCCUUUUCAUUUCACUAACCUUUUUUGUCGUAAAUAAAACAGUUUUUG
Messenger RNA from Bradysia coprophila, 3004 nucleotides. RefSeq names its product Argonaute 3 (gene AGO3). Gene Ontology annotation, molecular function: RNA binding; protein binding. The record is from RefSeq and is a predicted model, not a curated record. Lineage: Eukaryota; Metazoa; Arthropoda; Insecta; Diptera; Sciaridae.